UACAAUUACUGCAGUUACAGCUAUAACAACUACCACUCUUAAAGUUGUACAAGCCACAAAAGGGUGUUUAUAUUAUCCAAAGGUUUGCAAAAUGAGAGACGAAAUAAAAAAACGUCUUCUGCCUGAAGUGACUAGGAAAAGAAAUAGUUUCCUGUCAAAAUAUGGUCAGCCAAGUAAGUUUGAGGCUACAGCCAGCAAAAUCCAUGACCAAGUUACUGAUAUAAAGGAUAAAAUUCUGACCAUAAAAGAACUGGAUACUGCUAUUGAUAAGAAUUUAACAGAUUUAGUAAAUCUCUAUAGUUCUAUUAAGGAUGACUUUACUUAUAUUAACGCAGAUAUAUUAUCUGAGUACAAUGAAUGGGUGAAAAACUCUAUAUCUGCAGCGGCUUUGCAGGUCAAUCUUCUUCCUAUAGAAAUAUUGAUGACAUUGCCGGUAUUGGUAGCAACAAGUGCUACUACCUUAGCGCUUGCAGCCUCGGGUAUCGGUGCUGUCCUAGCGGUAGGGUUUGCUAUAGUUGAUGUUGUUUCUAGUGUAAAGGAAGAGAAACGUGUACGGGAUCAAUUACAGGAAAAGAAAAAUACACUUAUCAAGUCAAGAAAUCAGUUAAAUUCUGCAUAUAGUAGUAUGAAGACUUUUCAGAAAAAGUUCUGCCAGUAUGUUCUGAAAUUUCUUUAUGAUCUGUCAAGUAAGGGCAAACAAUAUGAACCAAAACUGCUGUCGCUUUAUAAGUUUGUCUCUAAAACUUACGGGCAUUCUAAAUAUAGAUGUUAUUAUAACCACAUAAUAGAAAGAUCAAACCGCAACACUCUUGAGCGCCUUUCAAAUAAUUAUCUGCAGCCAUUAAUAACGGUUUUGUCCAAUAGCAUUGAUAAAUUAAAACUGAAAAUACAAGAAAUACAGGAAGCUAAUGUUUUUUUGGAAGAAAUAAAAAACAAAAUCAUUAAAACUUCAGAGAAACCAUCAGACAUAUUUAAGUUUAUUAAAAUGUAUAAACCAAAACUCACAAAACAAAUGUACAGCAAUUUAUUUGAUCUUCUAAAAUUUAUUUCCAAAUCGGUUCUUCCUAAUCGCAACUGUUAUUGGGGUCACGACCUUAACUUAAUUCGUAAAGGGGUCACUACGUUUCACAACUACCUAAAAAGUUCCAUUUGCGAUAGCCAAGAGAUAGUGUAUCUUACAAAUAAAAUAAGAAAUGGAGUGAAAACUAAUAUUCCUGUGUGUAGAAUUGCCCGCCAGGUAACAGGAACUAUUUUCAGAAGCAGGUUUACCGUUAUAAGAUACAUAGCGGAUCACGUUUUGCCAAAUAAAGAUUGUUAUUGGGGAUAUGAUCUCAGCAGCAUCCGCGGCAAACCUGAUGAAGCUGAAAUAAACAAUGCAAAGAUUGACGCUGCAUUUCUUACAACAAUGAAAAAUAUUAAAGCGAGUAAUGUACCUAUGUCGCUGGUUAAACCAAUACUGAAAGGUCAGUAUGGAAUCCUUACUUCAAAAUGGCAAACCUUUAUUUUAUAUCACAUAUGGCAUAAUAAAUACAUCUCAAAUGAUACAGCAUGUCCCGAGGGUCCAUGUACAUCAACAUGUUUUCCAUCUUUACCACAAUUUGAUAAAUGUUGAAUUUCUUGUAUUGAGCUAUGAACGUAUGUAUCUUAUACAAUAUGAACAUAUCCAUCUUAUAUCGAUCUCAUUAUAUCAAACUUCAAAUAUUUGCUUACUAGUAUCUAAUUUAUACUUUUUUUUAAAUUGUAUUGUAAUAAAUAUUUAUUAACAUA
Molecule: messenger RNA, 1767 nt
Organism: Mytilus californianus (California mussel)
Lineage: Eukaryota; Metazoa; Mollusca; Bivalvia; Mytilida; Mytilidae
Exons: 2
Coding region: 92-1612 (506 amino acids)
Source: RefSeq, a predicted model, not a curated record